Paramisgurnus dabryanus is the source of this 5068-nucleotide messenger RNA. NCBI's taxonomy places the organism in Eukaryota, Metazoa, Chordata, Actinopteri, Cypriniformes, Cobitidae. The record is from RefSeq and is a predicted model, not a curated record.
GCACUCUUGGAUUUGACCGUAUUGCCUCUGUUGACUAGAGAUCGCUGAGGCGUCUUGUUGGAAAGCAAAUACACGUCUUUUGGUUUUCUGUCCUAUGAUGCUUAAAUUUACUUUUCACUAUAUUUGUUAUUCUUACUCGGACAUAUAACAUUUUUCUUCGCUCGGACGGGAAUAUUCGGUGUUUUUUUGUGGGACCAUUCAAAUUGUGCUCUGCCGGUGCACGGACUGAAGGAUUUGAAAGCAGGACUGCACGCGCGUUACGGUUCCGAGUCUGAAUGUAUCGCACGUUGUAUUCAACUUCGAAAAAGUUUAACAUUUUCACCAGGAGGAUUGGUUUAUACCUUUAUUGUAAGGUGUGCUGAAUUGUUUCGGUUUAUUUUCCGCGACUCAAAGAAAAACACUGCUAAUGACGUUAUAACGUUUGAUUUCUAUUCGAAUGCGUGCUGCAAGAAUAUGCGGACAUUAAGCUGAGUAAAAUAACACACCGUAUUUAUACAGUAGCUGUUAUAUACCUAUCCUGUGCAGUGCGUAGCCCAAAUAUACAACCAUCUCGAUACAAUGACCUGGAGCUGAGACUGGAAAUUGAGGAUUUCCUCCGAACUAACAGAAGAGCGGUUCGGAUUGUCGGAACAUGAAGUCAGUUACUGGUCUGUUUGUUUUAAGUGUGUUGGGUUCGGCCAUCGUGUCCAGGAGCGCAACUAUCAACAGCCAUGAAGUAGACAUGUCUAAGUUGGUUUCCCGAGAUUUUGGGGGCAUUUAUAACCUCAGCACCUUCCUAUUGAAUGCUUCAUCCGGGAUGCUGUACCUCGGUGCGCGGGAUGCUGUCAUUGCCGUGGAUACUGCUGAUUUUUCAAAGAGGAAGAUGAUUGAGUGGAGUGUUGCAGAAGAAAAGAGAAACUCUUGUGUUGCCAAGGGAAAAACCAAGGACGAUUGCAAGAACUACGUCCGCCUGCUUGAGUUUUCGGAAGAUGGACGGAUAUAUGCCUGUGGAACCUUCGCUUUCGACCCCCAAUGUGUCUUUAUUGACAUCUCUACAUUUUCACUGGAGAAGCUUGAGGAUGGUAGUGUGAAGAUGGAGACGGGGAAGGGAAAGUGCCCCUUUCAACCCACUCAGCGCUAUACUGCUGUUAUGGCAGGAGGGAUUCUUUAUACUGCCGCCACUAGUAACUUCCUUGGCACAAUGUAUGAUAUUUCCAGGGCAACGGGCAUCGAGCAGGAACGCAUCCGGGUUGAACAAUCCAUCAACUGGCUUAGUGAUCCAGAGUUUGUCAGUUCUGCCUUCAUCCAAGAGAAUGGGCCGAACAACCCCACCGGUGAGGAUGAUAAAAUUUACUUCUUCUUCACUGAAGUGGCUAAAGAGUAUGACCUUUACACUAAAGUCAAAGUUCCCAGAGUGGCAAGAGUCUGCAAGUCUGAUGUAGGUGGUAUGAAAACUUUGCAGAAAAGGUGGACAACGUUUCUGAAGGCCCAGCUGGUGUGCGAAGAUCGAGCAAGUGGACAGCGAUUUAACGUUCUGACAGAUGUCUUUACUCUACAGCACCAGCCUGGAGACCCCAGAAGCACACACUUUUAUGGGAUAUUUACCUCACAGUGGGAACGGGAGGAGCUUUCUGCAGUGUGUGUGUACAGUUUGGAGGAGAUCACAAAGGUGAUGAAUGGUCCCUAUAAAGAGCUAAAGAAGAGCUGUGAGAACUGGAUUAACCCAGAGCCCAUACCAACCCCACGACCAGGACAAUGUUUAAACAGUGCUCUGAAGCAGCAGGGCUAUGAGUCCAGCCUGAAGCUGCCGGAUAAAGUGCUGACGUUUGUUAGGGAUCACCCGCUCAUGGAGAACAGUGUGGUGGCAGCACCGCUGAUGAUCAGGAAUGGCAUCACAUACACUAAACUUGCUGUUAAUUUGACAACAGCACCCAAUGGUUUUAAGCAACAAACGGCCACUGUUUUGUAUCUUGGAACAGAUCGUGGAGAGCUACACAAAGUUGCUGUAGUUGGCCCGAAUGCAACUCUUAUUGAAGAAAUCAGCUUGUUUUCUGCACAAGAGCCAGUGAAUAACAUAAUGUUAUACGAGAAUGAGGCUCUGGUUGGUUCUCCUCUCUCGUUGGUGAAGUUACCAGUAGUGGGUUGUUCACCGUACACUUCCUGUGAAGCGUGUGCACGUGCCCAUGUCCUUGGCUGUGUGUGGAGGCAUAAAGCUUGUGCUAUGGCAGGACCCGGUGACGUUGUAGAUUUGGUCAGCCAGUGCAACAAUGGUGAAGGUCAUUGCUCGCCACCAGUAAUAGAAAUGCGUGUUGUAGAGGGUCUGCGCGUUCUGCUUUCUUGCGUGCAAGUGUCUCCACGUCCGUGCCGCUGGGAAUCUCCUCCACUUAGCCAAACCCGCAGCCACAACUAUGACCUAGAGGUGCAGGUCACGGCGGAGAGCCUGGGCAACUACUUUUGCUUAUGCGAAGAAGUAGGAAGAGAUCAGCCACCCUGUCGCAAAGCAGCGUACCACCUCACUCUCGACAACCCCAGAGUUGGGGAGACUGUGGCCAUUGCUGGCGGCCGUCACUUCCUGGCCUUACCCUUCAUUUUAUUCAUUAUAGGUGUUAUUUUUGGCGUUAUAUUGUUAUUUAUGUUUAACAAGCGGAAGGGUGGCAAGAGGGGUGGCGGGCACUCAUCCUCCACUUUAGAAAAGGGACGAGACUUGCUUCCUUCUACAGACACUCCCCAGUCUCCGAGCAGUGCCAGUCUGUUUUCGGAAGCCGUUCCUUUAACGGAAAAACGGAACGGUACUCUGAACGGACACAGUAUGCACGCAGUCGGCCGCAACAGCCUGCAUACUUACACCAACUCAAGUGGACUAAAACUGCAGGAGUCGGCUGUUAACCUGGCCGAUGAACUGGACGGUAGAGAAAGGGCGGGACCAGAUGGAGAGGAGGAGGAACUUGGGAUGGACCUUAGUGAGUUGGAGGAGGAGUUAUCCAAGCUGCCACUUCCAAGAGGAGCCCCACUGGCACAAUGUGAGGAGAGCUCUAUCUAAAGACAAACAUGCACUUUGUUUCGCAUAAGGCCAAGUACGCAUGCUCAUAAACACAGGCAAUUUUCUUUGUGUUUUCCAAGUGUGGAUAUGAGAGCAGACAAUCAGAGAAACUGACAACAUACAUUCCAAAUAAAUAUGACACACAAUCAUACAGUAUGUGCUAGAAGUUCCUCUACUGCUGUACUCCAUUAAGUCCGUACUUUCAAGUGUACAUGAAGUGUAGAUCUCUGUGUAUCCUACCAUUUCUGCAUGCGUUGCAGAAGAAUGAGCUGCCGGUCCAUCCUCAAAGCCAUGCACACACAGUCAUACUACUAUCAUACUAGUCUGUGUAGUUCUGUGUGCUUGUCCUCUUUUCUGUACUAGUACUUAAAAGGUUUUUUUAAAAGCAAAAAUGACCUUUAUAAGUCUGCAGACCAGAGAAGCACAGAGCCAUGUCAAAUCUGACCAGACAACCAGAUUUGAUGUGCAUCAAUAACAAGGGCUUUGUGUGAUUGAUGGAGCUCAGGAGCAAAUUAAUGACAUAUAUCGGAACCAUGAUUACAUUUUUGCUUGAGUAAUAAAGCGAUAAUGGGAGUACUGUUACUGGUGGGUACUGUGGCAUACGGGUUAUGGCUUUCAGUUCUCUCAGUCCAAGUAACAAAGUAUAGGCAUCCUAAGAUGUGAGCCUAGGGACCUUGCAAAACCAUGAUCCAGUUGUGGCCUAUAAAGGAACAUAAAACGUGUCACAUGUCAAUCCUGUGAAUUUGAUUUGUCACGGCCAAACGAUUCAGCCACAUUGCCGGAGAAUUCCUGUUGUUUUUCUCUGAAUUGGGGCUGGUUAGGUUUUGGGGUGUCAAUUCAGAAGCGAUCAUACCACUGCCGUCCAUAUGGGACCAGAUGUAGCACGUCCUAUUAAUCUGCACAGUUUAAUGAAGACCACCAGGACUACAAAAUGAUGAUGGACAUCUCUUUGUAGCAUGAAUGAAUCAAAUGAAGGAGAUUAUUGAUUGUUUAGAAAGUUUCCCUUUAAGGACAGAGAAUGUGCCUCUUUGAAGGUGUAUUUAUCUAUGGAAAGUGCAUGAGACAAGUAAAUUUGUAAAUAUAAAAAUUAUAAAUCAGGGGCUACCGAGUAAUCUAAAGCACUCCUACAAGAGUGUUAUAUUUAUGUAGCCAUAAUAAUGUUUGUAAAUAUCUGUGAAUAUUAUACAAGAAAAUGGGAGUUUUAUCAGUUUUUUAUUCUCUCUUUCACCACUAGGGGGAGUCUUCCUAAGUUAUUCUCCCAUCUUUGAUGCUGACCAUUACGGAGCACCUAAGGGGACAUAGAGCAAAAAUUAAAUAAAGUUUAGUUUCGCGUGUGCACGUGAAACCUUUGCGUGCACACGUGAAACUAUCGUGUGCGCACGCAAAAAAUUUUUUUUAAUUCUGCACAUGAAGGUUUCAUGUGAGCACAUGAAACUCAACUUUUGAUUUUUUUACUCUAAUGUCACCUUAGGGGCUUGAUAGCCAUUUUUAAAUGCCACUGACAUAUAAAAAACAUUGAAUCUGUCUUACUUUCUGUAUUUAUUUAUUUGUUAUUUCACAUAUAUUUGUAACAUUACACCAAGCAAAGUGAAGGUAACUCCCUGGAUUAUGUACAAUAUGUCACUUUUCUGACAUCUAUCUUAGUCUGCACUGACUAAUAAACAGGUACACGUAACCCCAUGAUCAUAAUUCUCCAAAUCCUUAUUCUGUUCCUGUGUCAGUUUGUGGAGAUUGUUUGAGACAAACCCUCGCCCUAGCAAUCUACCACAGUUUCUUUUAUCAAUAACUUGUUUAAUAUUCAUAAAAAUAACAAAUGAUUUAGUGUCGCAGGAUCUUGGUUGUUUAUUUUGAAUAAUGAAAUAUGUUCAUUGAUGUACAGAUAUGUUGUAUUCUAAGUUUCUAUUUUUAUAAUUUAUAUAUGAUGAAGAUAAAUGUACAUUUUCUUUUUUUUAAACAUUUAUUGGAGGUGUUUGUUUGUUGAAUGGCUGUAUGUGUGAAUGCCUUGUGAUGCUAUUUGGAAAAUAAAAUAAAAACUACCUCUUAAAAUAA